Musa acuminata subsp. malaccensis (wild Malaysian banana) is the source of this 1159-nucleotide messenger RNA. Its product is annotated as NAC domain-containing protein 21/22. The record is from RefSeq and is a predicted model, not a curated record. Lineage: Eukaryota; Viridiplantae; Streptophyta; Magnoliopsida; Zingiberales; Musaceae. Gene Ontology annotation, biological process: regulation of DNA-templated transcription. Gene Ontology annotation, molecular function: DNA binding.
UUUCUCCUUUUAAGUGGUUGACUUGCACCUUAUACCUUCCCAUCUUCCUACCUCUUUAAGGAUCUACUCUCCUUCCUUGUCUUUGUAUUCCUCUUCUCUAUUAGCCUCCAACCAUCCUCUCUCUCUCUCUCUCUCAUCCAAGCACAGGCAUGGCUAUGAGUCACUUGAGCAUGGUGGAGGCGAGACUGCCACCAGGGUUCAGAUUUCACCCUCGGGAUGAUGAGCUCGUUUGCGACUACCUGGAGAGGAAGGUGUCCGGGGAGAAUGGAAAUGGCGGCAUGCACGGGUGGCCUGUAAUCGUCGACGUUGAUCUCAACAAGUGUGAACCAUGGGAGCUUCCUGAAAUGGCGUGCGUAGGCGACAAGGAGUGGUACUUCUUCAAUCUUCGGGACCGUAAGUAUGCCACCGGACAGCGAACGAAUCGAGCAACUCGAUCGGGUUACUGGAAAGCGACCGGGAAGGACCGACGGGUGGCCCGAAGGGGGAUGCUCGUGGGCAUGAGGAAGACGCUGGUGUUCUAUCGAGGCCGAGCUCCCAAGGGUAGGAAAACCGAUUGGGUCAUGCAUGAAUUCCGCAUCGAAGCAUCCUCCGACCCUCCCAACUUCUCCUUCGAGGAGGAUUGGGUCCUGUGCAGGGUGUCCUCCAAGACCAGAGGAGUGAUCACCAAGCCUGAUGUCAAGAAUUAUGAUGAUGACACAAGUUCUUCCUUCAAGAACACGUACAUCACCUUCGACCAAGCGCCGCGUAGCUUAGAGGGGUUCGAGCAAGUGCCCUGCUUCUCCAACUUCACCGCACAGCUUGCUGCUGCAGCUCCUCCUGUGGGCUCACCAGACCUGAGUUAUUACGAUAACAAGUUCUCCGCAAGGCCUGCCUUCGACCACUUCCCCAAAUUGAAUCCUCCAAACAUAAUUCAGGAAAACUUAGGAAGCUACUUUGGUGAAAAUGCUGUCUCUCACAUUUGGAAUCCUUUUUGAGUUCAUUGAAUUUGUGAGAUUGAUAGUGACAUACCAUUUGGAGCAGGGGGACAUCUUUCUUGUAUAUAUACGCAUUGGUCUAACGAUGUCCCCACACAAGGAAGGAAGGAGGACUGUUGUGUGUGUGCUUGGUGUAAUACUUUUUCUAGGGAGUGAUUCCUUUGUGACAAUACAAUAAUUUAUAC